AUGGUAGUAGGAUGUAAAAAGAGUGGUAAAUCAUCAUUUUUAGAUACACUGGUGGGAAAGACAAUAACUAAGAAUGAAAAUAUUUUAGAUAUUAACAUUUAUAAGCUUAACUUAGACUGUGAUGAUAAAUCAUACAAAAAAGUGACCUUAAUAGACACACCAGGAUUUGAUACUGAAAAUGACAUAGAGAUACAAGAAGUAAUAAUUGAUUUUAUUAAGGCACAAUACAAUUGUGCAUUAGAGGAAGAAUCAAAAAUAAGAAGAGAUGUAAACUUUGAGGAUCCUAAAGUACAUUGUUUAGUUUAUUUAAUACCAUCAACAAGUGAUGGGUUAAAACAGAAAGAAAUAAUGUUUCUUAAGAAAGUUUCUAAAUUAGUAAAUAUAAUUCCAGUUAUUUCAAAAGCAGAUGGAUUAACAUCAAAUGAAACAUUAAGGUUAAAAAAGUAUAUUUUAGAUCAGUUAUAUUAUCAUAAAAUAGAAAUAUUUAACUUAGACACACCAGAUUCUGUAAAUCAAUCAGACUUAGAACUCAAUGUGAAUUCUGAUCUUCCAUUAACAUUUGUUUCCGACUUAUUUAAAGAAAAAUUAUCAACAAACUUUACAAAAGGACAAGAUUUUAACUUCCAAUCAGAGUUUCAAGUUUUAAAAGAUAUUCUUCUUAAUAUACACAUAGAAACACUAAUAGAAACAACAAACACAACACUCUAUGAAAAUUACAGAACAGAAAUGCUAGAAAACAAACUAAAGAAAUAA
Molecule: messenger RNA, 753 nt
Organism: Hepatospora eriocheir
Lineage: Eukaryota; Fungi; Microsporidia; Hepatosporidae
Source: the annotation of a GenBank genome assembly